CACUUGUUUCUUCCCAAGUGAUCAACAUAAUGGCAUCGAGCUCAAUGUCCUCCCGUGGGUCUGGUUCAUGGACUGCCAAGCAGAACAAAGACUUCGAAAGGGCUUUGGCCGUUUACGACAAGGACACCCCCGACCGUUGGUACAAUGUCGCCAAGGCUGUCGGAGGGAAAACUGCUGACGAAGUUAGGAAGCACUACGAGCUGCUCGUGGCCGAUGUCAAGUACAUCGAGUCCGGCCAAGUUCCCUUCCCCUAUAGGUCCUCUGCCAAUUAGCCCAAAGGAUUGGGUUUGCAUCUCAGCUACAAUAAAGAAGAACAUCUGGCACUAGUAAUAA
This is a messenger RNA of Hibiscus syriacus, 333 nucleotides long. RefSeq names its product protein RADIALIS-like 1. Lineage: Eukaryota; Viridiplantae; Streptophyta; Magnoliopsida; Malvales; Malvaceae. The transcript is spliced from 2 exons. The record is from RefSeq and is a predicted model, not a curated record. Gene Ontology annotation, molecular function: DNA-binding transcription factor activity. Bases 30 to 272 code for a protein of 80 amino acids.